AUGUCAGCAUUAUCCAAACCAGAACAUUUCGGAUGCGAUCUCAUUCAUCCUUGGACACCAUCUUGCACCAAGUCUGCGUCACUCAUUUGGUGGCGAGUCUUCCUUGCAGGUCUAAAGUUAUACGGUCCACUAUUCCUAGUGCCCGCCAUUAUAUUCAAGCGUAAAGGACCUAGGUUCAUCAUAACAAAGUCAAUACCAGAGAUUAUUAGAUCUUCAACCUUCUUGGGAACAUACGCAGGUACAUUCAAUGCAUCGAUUUGUAUCUUUAGAGCAUUGCUUGGCGACUCAAAGUCAGUGGCUGCCAUCUCUGGUUUCUUUGCAGGUCUUUUCUCCAUAUUGAUAGAGAGAAAGAGCAGGCGUUCAGAACUGGCAUUGUAUUGUUUCAACCAGACGAUUGAGGUUAUGUGGAAGAUGGCAGCGUCAAGAGGACUGGCGUUUUAUAUUAAGAAUGGCGAGGUACUGGUGUUCAUGAUCGCUUCUUCAAUCCUGUUUUAUUUCUUCCAACAAGAACCAGACAGUCUGCGUAGCAACAUGAAUGGUCUUUUGAAAUUCAUGAUUGGUACCAACUAA
Molecule: messenger RNA, 570 nt
Organism: Acytostelium subglobosum LB1
Lineage: Eukaryota; Evosea; Eumycetozoa; Acytosteliales; Acytosteliaceae
Exons: 3
Coding region: 1-570 (189 amino acids)
Source: RefSeq, a predicted model, not a curated record